CAGAUUUGGAUUUCGCAGCUGAAACACUUUUUAGUUUGAGCUCUCGUCUGCGAAGCGACACAGACACAAACUGGACUGUUUACAACGCUUAAAAACGCGCUGCUUGCGGUGUUUCUCGGCCCUAAAGUCGAACCAGCAGGAACCGUCGAGGAAGACCACCGUGCAGCCGCUGCAGAGUUUAGUUGUGGGCGGAUAAAGGAGACAGCCAUGCCUUUACCGAGGGGAAAGAAACCCACAGUCACCGCUGGGAGCAAGAUACCCAAGCUUUCUGCAACAACCACCGAGAACCAGGAGGAAGGCCCACAGGUGAAGAGGUCUUCCUCCCCUCCUCAUGGAGCCCCUAAGAAGAGGACCGCUUUCAUCGACAUAACCAAUGCUCAUAAGGUUCAGAUCAGCCUUCCAGGGAGGAAGAAGGAAACGUCGAAGAAGCAGGCGAAGAAAACAAGCUCCACCUCGGUGUCGGCGAAGAAUCAAGCCAACCUGAAAAAGUCUUCGUCUGUGAGCUCGGAGGGGACGAGCGCAGAGAGAGAAAGGACUGACGCAGAGGAGGAGGAAGAGGAGGCGCAGCGGGAUGUGGCAACUUCAGUAGAAGAGCUGGUGGUUGCUGCGCCCCCUGCUGCCCGUGAAGUGCCAGCACACCUUCAGAAACAAGCUAUCCCAGAGGAGUUUGACAUCGACUCUGAGAACUCGGAGGACUGUUACAUGUGUCCGGAGUACGCCAAGGAAAUCUUCGACUAUCUCAAGCAGAGAGAGGAGAAGUUUGUCCUCUGUGACUACAUGCCCCAGCAGCCCAGCCUCAACCCCGAGAUGAGGGCAAUCCUGAUCGACUGGCUGGUGGAAGUACAGGAGAACUUUGAGCUGUACCACGAGACCCUGUACCUCGCCGUAAAGAUGACCGACCACUACCUGUCCCAGACUCCGGUCCACAGGGAGAUGCUGCAGCUUGUCGGCUCGACCGCCAUGCUCAUCGCCUCCAAAUUUGAGGAGCGCAGUCCGCCUUGUGUCGACGACUUCCUCUACAUCUGCGACGACGCGUACAAGAGGGAGGAGCUCAUCUCCACGGAGGCCAGCAUCCUGCAGAAGCUGUCCUUCGACAUCAACAUCCCCAUCCCCUAUCGCUUCCUCAGACGCUAUGCCAAGUGUGUGAGCGCGGGCAUGGACACGCUGACGCUGGCCCGGUACUUCUGCGAGAUGAGCCUCAUGGAGAUGGAGCUGGUGACGGAGAGAGGCUCGCUGCUCGCCUCAGCCUGCCUGCUGAUGGCGCUGGUCGCCAAAGACCUCGGAGGAUGGUCUCCCAUCCUCCAGUUCCACUCCGGCUAUCAGAUGUCCGACUUGGCGCCCGUCGUCAGAAAGCUCCACACGAUGCUUUUAGCCCCUCCGGACGACAAACUGAGAGCCAUCAGAAACAAAUACUCACACAAGGUGUUUUUCGAAGUCGCGUCGCUGCCGUUGGUUAACGUCGACAUUUUGGAGAAGGUUUUAUCUCAGUGAGACGUCGCCUCCGCAGUACAAUUCAAAUCCUGCCAGUCUACGUUACAAACAUGUAUAUAACUUGUUAAUAUGUUUAAUAUUUAUACAUGUUGUGUGUCUUUUUUAUAUAUUGGAAAUAAACCUUUAAUUCCUGUGUUAUGAUGGAAAAAGAGUUUUAAUGUGGGCAUGUUGUUAUAAAGGAGUUGUUGCCAGUGUAUUAUGUUAAAGGUUGUCCAUAAUUACUCUUUAGUGUUGCAUUUGAGUUCAAUUUUGUUUUGGCAUUCAUUUUCUAAGAAGAUAAAAGAGAGAAAUUCAUUAGUAAUGUACGUAUAUGUGUAAUUUAAAAAAAAAAAAAGGUUUCGUUUGAAGCAAAUGAGACGAAGUUGAUAAAAUGCUCAGUUUUACUAAUGAAUUAUGCACUGGCCCACAAGUUUUAUAGGUUUUCAUAUAUUGCUGAAGUCAGCCGGUAUUCAUGCGUGUAUUUUCACACAUUGUACAGUGUUUAUCAUGUUUAUAUCACUCUGCUAAUUAUUUGUAUAAAAGACGACCGGAUGAUGCUGUGCUAUUUUUAAAUGGCUGUCAUGCGUACAUUUAAAAUAAAGAUGUGUUUCUUUCUUUCUU
Messenger RNA from Morone saxatilis (striped sea-bass), 2091 nucleotides. RefSeq names its product cyclin B3 (gene ccnb3). The transcript has 12 exons. Gene Ontology annotation, cellular component: cyclin-dependent protein kinase holoenzyme complex; cytoplasm; centrosome. Gene Ontology annotation, biological process: mitotic cell cycle phase transition; regulation of cyclin-dependent protein serine/threonine kinase activity. Lineage: Eukaryota; Metazoa; Chordata; Actinopteri; Moronidae. Bases 208 to 1491 code for a protein of 427 amino acids. The record is from RefSeq and is a predicted model, not a curated record. Gene Ontology annotation, molecular function: cyclin-dependent protein serine/threonine kinase regulator activity.